Cinclus cinclus is the source of this 1579-nucleotide messenger RNA. RefSeq names its product cytosolic iron-sulfur assembly component 2B (gene CIAO2B). Bases 126 to 614 code for a protein of 162 amino acids. Gene Ontology annotation, biological process: iron-sulfur cluster assembly. NCBI's taxonomy places the organism in Eukaryota, Metazoa, Chordata, Aves, Passeriformes, Cinclidae. The record is from RefSeq and is a predicted model, not a curated record. Gene Ontology annotation, cellular component: cytosolic [4Fe-4S] assembly targeting complex. The transcript is spliced from 5 exons.
AGGAACCGGGCCCGGCCCCGCUCCCGCCCAGGCCGGUGCGGCGCCGAUCGCGGUCCGGGCUGGUUCCGGUCCGGGCUGGUUCCGGUCCGGGCUGGUUCCGGUUCCGGUGCGGUGCGGGUGCCGCCAUGGUGGGCUCGGGUCCGGGCGCAGCGCCGCUGGAGAACGCGAACCCCCUCAUCUACCGGCGCUCCGGGGAGCGCCCCGUGACGGCCCGCGAGGAGGACGACGAGCUGCCCGAUGCCAUCGACGACCGGGAGAUCUUCGAUCUCAUCCGCUCCAUCAAUGAUCCCGAGCACCCGCUCACCCUGGAGGAGCUGAACGUCGUCGAGCAAAUGCGAGUGAAAGUGAACGAUGCCGAGAGCACGGUGUCGGUGGAGUUCACCCCCACCAUCCCGCACUGCAGCAUGGCCACCCUCAUCGGCCUCUCCAUCAAGGUCAAACUGCUCCGCUCUCUGCCUGAGAGAUUCAAGCUGGAUGUUCAUAUAACGCCAGGAACACAUGCCUCUGAGCAUGCAGUUAAUAAACAACUUGCUGAUAAAGAACGUGUGGCAGCUGCUUUGGAAAACUCUCACCUGCUGGAAGUGGUGAAUCAGUGUUUGUCUGCUCGGUCAUAAUUGCCUGGUGAGGAAAUGAUUGAUAUUGUGAUCUGUUAAACUGAUUUUUGUAUAUAAGUGGUGAUGUUACAAUUUACAUGAAUCUAUGAGCAAAAUAAAAUCACUUAAAUCCUCUUGAGAAAACAUUUCUUUGCUUUUUCAAAGAAUAAUAUAUGGGGAGUUAGCUUACAGACAGCUACAAAAAUAUAAAAGAUUGUAUUUUUUUAUUGUAUGAGUUAUUGCACAAGUACAAUGUUCCAUUGAAAAUAUUCUUUUCAACCUGUUUUUUACUGGUUUCUCACUGCUAAAAGUAAGGUGUAAGCUGCAUUUUGGAAGUGGAUUUUGCAUACUGGACUUCACAAGUACACCAAGAUAACUUUUAGUUAAAAUCUUUACAUUCCUGUGACAGUUUUGGACUGCUAAUACAAUUUACUUUCAGACAUCACAGGUGGUACAAGCUGGUGUGUGCAAAGUUGGAGGACAAUUAGCAGAAAGUGUCCACACUUCCAAAUCAUGUAUCUGGUUUUAAUUAUCUUAGAUUAGGCAGUUAUGGAGGGCUCUUUAGACCUGUGUGAAACAGGAAUUAUUUUUAACUACUACUUCACUGUGGUAGGAAAUACAGUGUCUUUGAGGGGGGUUUUAUUUGUGCACCUGCAAUACAGGAGUCAUUACCAGUUCUCAGUAUGAGCAGCCCAGCAGGCUCUGCUGAAUGAUUGUCCUGGCAGUGUUUGACUGCUAAAGGACAAGUUUUGCUCUAAAUGCCUUGAGAUUUAAUGCUAAAACCCAGCCUAUGCUUCUGGUCUGGGAGCUGUGGCAUUCACUAAACUGUUGUCUUUGGCAGACAUUAACAAUAGAAAAACUCUUUAAGAAUUAAUUUGAAUUUUUGUAGAAGAUGUCUCUAGUCCUGGACCACAUGGAAAACCAACAACCAGUUAUUAAAUCCUGUUGGGUAUUUUAGUGUGUGCACCCAUUGUAACGUUGCCUUC